AUGAGCAUUGCUGAGUGUAAUUACUCUGGAGGAGUUUUAAUGCCAGACAGCACUGCAACAUCCUCUGAUAGUAAAAAACUAUUCCAAGAACUGCUGGACCGCCUCAAAGAGUGCCAUGAUACUACAGUUCAAGGACUGCAGUCAAAGGUAAACAAACUGAGGAAAGAGCGCUGUUUUGAUGCACAAAGACUGAAGGAAUUCUGUACCAAAAAUCAGCAGUUACGUGAUCAACAAAAAACACUACAAGCAUCCAUUCAAGUUCUUAAUGACAGAUUACAAUCUGGACCAUGCCAUCUUUGCAAGGAAAAUGCGAAGCACAUAAAAGAAAAUCAGCAUAAUCAACAACUUGUCAAUAACAUUAAGGCUGAAAGAGACAUGCUGAAAAAAGAAAACAGAAAGCUUACUCUUGAGCUAGAACAAAUACGUGGCCAAAGUUUCCAGCAUACCUCUUUUUCUGAACCGGAGGAAGGCAUGAUCCCAGACUCACCACUGCAGUCAAUAUGCCUUUCUGUAGUCAACAAGAUGAAGCGAAAAAAAGAUCAGAGCCACAUCCGCUAUGCUGAAAGACUGCUCUCGCAACCUUUACAUGGAGAGCCAAAUCACUGCAAAGGAGAGCCAAAUCACUGCAAAGGAGAGCCAGCAAUGUCUGUCAGCUGUAAUGGAGAAGCUGUGCUUGCCCCAGAGACAUGUGAUCUGGAUGUUACAAAUGCCAGUGACAAUAUCUGUGGCAAAGCUGUGGUUGCAGAGACUUGCCGCAUAGACUUAGAUUGUGAUCAGGACUCUGAAAGUGAUGUAGACUCUCAGAUGUCUGUGCACACUGUUCAUAAGCAGGCACAAAUGGAAAUGGAAUCCAAUAUUUGCCAAAGAGCUAAACAGCAUGAUAUGUGGAAGAACUAUGACAGGCCAAAGUCCGGCAAGCAUGUUGGGCAGAUAAAUGUCCAGGAGCAAUACAAAAGGAAUUUAUGGGAGUCUGAACAGACCAGGCCAGACUGUUGUCCUUCAUGUACUCCACACAAGAGUCCCUUGCUAAGCCAGAACUACAGCCGACAUGAACAAAGCUGGAGUCUUGACCCAGGUACCACUCUAUCACAAUAUGUUACAGAUAGCCCCCCUCAAUCAGAGCCAAGGAUACAGGCAGCCACUGUAGACACGGACUGCACAUAUGUGAGUCAUAGUCUGCUACUCCCUUUUAGAAAGCAGACAAAAGUGGAUCAGACAAACAGCAUGACUGGAAUAUGUCAGAAAGCUAAUGACAGCCUGGCAAACAUCUUUGAUACCACAAGUGCUGAAGAUUAUGAGUCCUGUCCUCAAGAUGAGAUGUCUGCUUUAGAAAGGAACCAUGAUCAAGAAAGUAACGAAAAGGAAGGACAUAAAGACCAGGAUAAGCAAGAUAUGAAGAUGGACAAGACAGAGCUUAUGAGUGAUGACUUUUACAAAACCUCCACACAACCAAGAGACAACACGAGUGAAGACAAUGCUGAGAAGUCUUUUGCUUGUAUGGUAGUUGUACGUAAAAAAUCUGAAAGAAGGAAACUUCAGGGCCACACUUGCAAAGAGUGUGAUAUUUAUUAUGCAGACCUCCCAGAGGAAGAAAAAAAGAAGAAAUUGUCAUCCUGCUCAAGGCAUCGUUUCCGUUACAUCCCCCCUUCCACACCAGAUAACUUUUGGGAGGUGGGAUUCCCUUCCACACAGACCUGCAGGGAAAGAGGAUACAUAAAAGAUGACAGCCAACCAGAUCCACGUUCGAGGCGAAGGAAACCUUACCUUGCUACUUUCUCUCCAAAAGUAAAACCGUCAAAGUAAUAUUGUAAGAUGUUGUUAUAUCGUGAAUAGGAUAGAGCCUUUCAUUCUGCAGGUGAUUUGAUAGCUCUCCAGACCCUUAAGUCAAUGUUAAUUCAGUUUCAAUCAGCAAGUUAAAGCCAAUUUUAUUAAUUUAAUGCAUUUGCAAUCAACAUUAUAAUUCAAAAUAAAACAAACCUGCACUUGUGAUUGUUUUUAAGAUUUGUCACAUGUACUUUCUCAACACAAGACCAAUCUAAAGAUAAAAGAUACCCAUUAAA
Molecule: messenger RNA, 2060 nt
Organism: Trichomycterus rosablanca
Lineage: Eukaryota; Metazoa; Chordata; Actinopteri; Siluriformes; Trichomycteridae
Gene: rbbp8
Product: retinoblastoma binding protein 8
Exons: 18
Coding region: 1-1803 (600 amino acids)
Biological process (GO): DNA repair; DNA double-strand break processing involved in repair via single-strand annealing
Molecular function (GO): damaged DNA binding
Source: RefSeq, a predicted model, not a curated record